AUGCCACGACGUGCUUCUAGGGGUUCUCUCUCUGGAAAUGAGCGCAGAGAAUACAUCGAUGCUGUUCUUUGCAUGCAAGCCACUCCUUCUGUUCUCUCUAGCGAGCAGUAUCCAGGUGUUCGUCAUCGAAUGGAUGAUUUCACAGUUGUGCAUAUCAGCUUUGCUCCUCAUAUUCAUUCGAAUGGAGCACUGUUGGCAUGGCAUCGUGAGUUCCUCUGGCUGUGGGAGCAAGCCUUGAGACGAGAAUGCGGGUACCCAGGGUACCUUCCGUACUGGGAUUGGUCUUUAUACGCCAAUCUUACUGAAAGUCCCCUCUUUGACAGCUCCCCGACCUCUCUAUCCGGCGACGGGGAUCAAGACGAAGAUGGCUGCGUGACCACCGGUCCUUUGGCCAAUAUGAAAGUCCACUUUAGCCAAAAGAAUGGCCCAAACCUCAAGCUACCACCAAACAUAUUCGACUACACGCCUCAUUGCCUGAGUCGCUACAUGAAUUCCUCCGCUACGGCAGGAUUUGCUAAUGCUGCCGUCAUCCGUCGUGUUCUCGCCUCGCCAGAUAUCAUCACUUUUCAAGAGCGCAUUGAUAUCAGUGCGGACCCUACGGUUCGGGCGCGAGGGUAUGGUCCCCAUGCAGCCGGGCAUGAAGCGAUGAUGGGCACCAUGCGAGAUUUCUUCUCGUCCCCCCCAGGAUCCAGUUUUCAUGCUACACCACGGGAUGGUUGA
Penicillium manginii is the source of this 720-nucleotide messenger RNA. RefSeq names its product tyrosinase family protein. Lineage: Eukaryota; Fungi; Ascomycota; Eurotiomycetes; Eurotiales; Aspergillaceae. Gene Ontology annotation, molecular function: oxidoreductase activity. The record is from RefSeq and is a predicted model, not a curated record. Bases 1 to 720 code for a protein of 239 amino acids. The transcript has 4 exons.